Epinephelus fuscoguttatus (brown-marbled grouper) is the source of this 899-nucleotide messenger RNA. Its product is annotated as leucine-rich repeat-containing protein 72. Lineage: Eukaryota; Metazoa; Chordata; Actinopteri; Perciformes; Serranidae. The coding region runs from base 1 to 618 and encodes 205 amino acids. The transcript is spliced from 4 exons. Gene Ontology annotation, molecular function: protein binding. The record is from RefSeq and is a predicted model, not a curated record.
AUGGAUCAUCACACCUCAGGCCAACACAGUCAACCCGGGCACAGCUCCAGCUUUCAGUGGCUUUCUUUUGCCUACCAGGACCUGACAGAAAUCCCCUAUGAAUCCAUCCUAACGCAAACAGAGACACUGGAGGUGCUGGACCUGAGUAACAAUCUGCUGAAUGAGAACCCGGCUCUGCUGGGUCAGCUGGAGAAGCUCAGCACUCUGAUCCUGGACUGCAACAACUACACAUCUCACAUCAAGUUCCCCUACAUGCUGAGUGUCACCACAGUGUGUAUCAACAAGAACAAGAUCAACAAUCUGCCUGUGUUUGUGGAGGAAGUCAGACGAAAGUUCCCCAACAUAAAGAUCCUCAGUAUGAUGAACAAUGAGGCAGCACCAAGCUAUUUCAAUGGAGGGAGUCUGACCCAGUACAAAGACUACAGACAGUAUGUCAUCAGUCAGCUCCCUGGCCUGGAGAUUCUGGAUGACACUGAGGUCCUGGAGAAAGAGAGAAUCCAAGCUAGAAAAACCUACAGGCUGCAGCAGAGCAGUCACAGCAGCAGGAAGAGGAAGGAGGAUUCAUCAAAGAAACACACACACAUGCAAAAAAAGACAAAUACUGUUAUAAGCCAAUAGAAUAUGCUAUAUUUAAAAUCCUUCCUUCAAAAUCACCCCUUUAAUGUUACACUGCCAACAUUAUGAUACACAUUGUAUGUUCCAUGUCUGCUUGUUUGAGCAUAUAUUUGAAGCUACAGGAUACUUACUCUGAAUUUGAUAUUCAAAUCCAAACACCAUACUUUAGCUUCACUAUCAAAUUAAAACUGGAAAUAUUUUACAUCUGUCUUGUGCUUUAUUUUCUACACACACACACACACACACACACACACACACACACACACACACACGCACACGAACAC